Chroicocephalus ridibundus (black-headed gull) is the source of this 3892-nucleotide messenger RNA. It is a transcript of the gene SV2C, whose product is annotated as synaptic vesicle glycoprotein 2C. Gene Ontology annotation, biological process: chemical synaptic transmission; transmembrane transport. The transcript has 13 exons. The record is from RefSeq and is a predicted model, not a curated record. Bases 256 to 2439 code for a protein of 727 amino acids. Lineage: Eukaryota; Metazoa; Chordata; Aves; Charadriiformes; Laridae. Gene Ontology annotation, molecular function: transmembrane transporter activity. Gene Ontology annotation, cellular component: synaptic vesicle membrane.
CCCCUCCUCUGGUCUGUCACGCUCGGCGGCUCCUCCGGGAGCUUCCUCGCUCCCUCCCGCAGCCCCACGCCGGGAGCAGGCGGCAGCGGCAGCGCAGGGAGCCGGGAACGCCCCGCAGCCCGGCCGCGCCGGUUGAAUAUCAGGGUGUCACGUCUACUUGGACUUUUUCUACUGAUGUCCAACACGCAAUAGAUAUUCUAAACGGUAUUCAGCAGGUCCAUCUGCAGCAUAACAACAACCCUUCUUUGAUAGAAGAUGGAGGAAACAUACAAAGAUAGGACUUCAUUAGUGAAAGGGGCAAAAGAUAUUGCCAAAGAAGUGAAGAGGCAAGCAGUGAAAAAAGUCAAUAAAGCUGUUGACAAAGCUCAGGAUGGCUACACACAGAGGUCCUACAACCGGUUCCAAGAUGAGGAAGAUGAUGAUGAUUACUACGUCCAAGGAGGAAAUUAUGGUGUAGAAGCUAAUGAUGAUGAAGGCUCAAGUGAAGCAACCGAAGGGCAUGAUGAAGAUGAUGAAAUUUAUGAAGGGGAGUAUCAGGGAAUCCCCAACAUGGGGCAGGGCAAGGAUGGCAUGGUGGCCUUAGGUCAGCCUAUGCGUGACGAAUAUAAGGAUCGUCAUGAACUGGAAACAGAGAGGAAGGCUGAUGAAGAAGAGCUAGCACAGCAGUACGAACUGAUAAUACAAGAAUGUGGCCAUGGUCGUUUCCAGUGGGCCCUCUUCUUUGUGUUGGGAAUGGCCCUAAUGGCUGAUGGGGUUGAAGUUUUUGUAGUUGGAUUUGUUUUGCCCAGUGCUGAAACAGAUAUGUGUAUACCCAAUUCUGGAUCAGGAUGGCUUGGUAGCAUAGUGUACCUUGGGAUGAUGGUGGGGGCAUUCUUCUGGGGAGGCUUGGCAGACAAGGUGGGAAGGAGACAGUCACUCCUGAUAUGCAUGUCUGUCAAUGGAUUCUUUGCCUUCCUUUCAUCAUUUGUCCAGGGCUAUGGCUUCUUCCUCUUCUGUCGCUUGUUUUCUGGAUUUGGCAUCGGUGGAGCCGUGCCGACAGUCUUCUCCUAUUUUUCGGAAGUGCUUGCUCGGGAGAAACGAGGCGAACACCUGAGUUGGCUCUGUAUGUUUUGGAUGAUUGGCGGCAUCUACGCUUCUGCAAUGGCUUGGGCAAUAAUUCCUCAUUAUGGAUGGAGUUUCAGCAUGGGCUCUGCCUACCAGUUCCACAGCUGGCGAGUAUUUGUGAUCGUCUGUGCAUUGCCCUGUGUGUCUUCUGUGGUAGCCCUCACCUUUAUGCCAGAAAGCCCGCGGUUCCUGCUGGAGGUUGGAAAACAUGAUGAAGCUUGGAUGAUACUCAAGCAAAUUCAUGACACAAACAUGCGAGCUCGUGGUCAGCCUGAGAAAGUCUUCACAGUUAACAGAAUCAAAACUCCAAAGCAGAUAGAUGAGCUCAUAGAAAUAGAGAGCGAUACAGGAACUUGGUACAGGAGGUGUUUUGUUAGAAUUCGCACAGAGCUAUAUGGUAUUUGGCUGACAUUUAUGAGAUGCUUCAACUACCCGGUGAAGGAUAACACUAUCAAACUUACAGCUGUAUGGUUCACCCUGUCUUUUGGCUACUACGGCUUAUCUGUCUGGUUUCCCGAUGUCAUUAAACAUCUGCAGUCAGACGAGUAUGCAUCCCGAGUGAAACAUUUCCGCAAUGAGGAGGUUUCCCAUUUCGUCUUCAACUUCACUCUGGAAAAUCAGAUUCACAGCAAUGGAGAAUACAUCAAUGACAGGUUUAUUAUGAUGAAGUUUAAAUCAGUAACCUUCGAAGAUUCACUUUUUAAGAACUGUGUGUUUGAAGACAUUACUUCACUGAACACAUACUUCAGGAACUGUACUUUCGUGAAUACCACCUUCUACAACACAGAUCUCGAGCAAUAUAAAUUUGUUGACAGUGAAUUGAUAAAUUGCACAUUUUUCCACAUCAGGACAGGAUGCCAGAUUUCUUUCGAUGAUGACUACAGUGCCUACUGGAUUUACUUUGUUAAUUUCCUGGGAACUUUGGCAGUGUUGCCAGGGAAUAUUGUGUCUGCUCUUCUGAUGGAUAGAAUUGGACGGUUAACAAUGCUAGGUGGUUCCAUGGUUCUCUCUGGUAUCAGCUGUUUUUUCCUGUGGUUUGGGACCAGCGAAUCUAUGAUGAUAGGUAUGCUGUGCCUCUACAACGGCCUCACCAUCUCGGCAUGGAACUCUCUAGACGUUAUUACUGUGGAGCUGUACCCUACAGACAGAAGGGCAACAGGCUUCGGCUUUUUGAAUGCACUAUGCAAAGCAGCAGCUGUACUUGGAAACUUAAUAUUCGGUUCCCUUGUUGGUAUCACCAAAGCAAUCCCUAUCCUCCUUGCUUCUACUGUUCUAGUAUGUGGAGGUCUGGUAGGACUUCGGCUUCCUGACACAAGAACCCAGGUGUUGAUGUAACUGGAAAAAGCCAUUUACUAUGUAUUUCCUUUUUCGUACAAAUGUCAACUCUCCUGACUGAUGGUGCAAAGGCUUCAGAUUCUCAAUGCUUUAUUAGAGUGUUCAGAUGUCAGACAUCAAACUCAAAAGAUGCUUUGGAGUGGCAGAGAUUUAGAAAUCUCUGUAGGAAAGUUCUAAAUUUCCCUUUUGUUUGCUUGCAUACAUUGCUAUUCGAAACCACUUAACUUCAAACUGCAAAGCUACCUCUUAAAACACUUUCAGUGACAAGUCCAGGAAGGUAAAAACCAUACUGAUAAUUAGAUAUUUAAAAUGCAAGAAGUCAUAUUAUUUAAAAAUAUUGUGAGCUUUUGUAAUAGUACAGACAUGCAAGUCAAUUACUUAGUAGUAUUGUUUCAGAGAAUGUUAGUAUUACAUAUAUCAAUGCAUGCAGCAUUAAUCAUGAAACCCUACAGACCGCAUCAGUAUUGAGAAUACUGACCUUCUGCGGCUAUGCUUAGGUGGAAAAAUCUUGUGGCAAUGCCUCUUUCUUGGGAAACCUUUUUUGCGUAGAUUCAAUAUCUAAAGUAAAGAUUACCAACUACACCCCAUAUUUGCUGAGGAGAAGGCAAUGGCUACCACAAGGAGAUGAAAAGCCCUUGUGGAUAAGUGGCAAAGAGAAUAACAAGCACUUGCACUCUUUGCUGCUGAUCCUCCAGAAAAAAAAUUGUUUUCUUCUCAUUUGUGACAUCUGGUAUAUUUUGCCAUUUUAAAACAGUGAAUUUGUCACUCUUCCAGGAGUGAAUCAAUGCAAAUAUUUAUGUUGUUGUAAGUAUGAAUAAAGGAAUAUUCAGGCCAGUGAACUAUGUGAAAAGUAAGAUGCUUUCAAAAAAGUUUCUUUGGUAUUUACAUUUCUAACACAUUUUUCUUUGUCACAGAAUAGUUAUAAAAAUUCGUGGCUGUAGAAGGCCACCUAGUAAUUUAGUCUGGUCAUAACUUCAAUACAAAGUGUAAUGUAAUUAAAACAUCUCAAAUGAUUUUUUUAAAAAAUAAUACCAAAACAAAGAAAAGCAAUAAAAACAACCUUCAUUAUUUUCACGGUUUAUACACUUCUUUAUAUAAGCUUUUUCUCAGCUGAUAUUUAGUAGUUCUAGAGAUAUCUCACCAUUUAACACUUUCAAAUGUCUCUCUGAAAGGCCGUUAAGAAAGAAGCAAUGCCAAGGCUGCAGGGAGUGGUAAUGUCUUUAUUAGACGAAGUGCAAGGAUAGAGAGUAAAUGGUAGUAAAUAUAUUCCUUCUAAGCCAUAUUCUGUGGACUGCUGUGGAUUACAGUAAAGAGUUCCUCACCAGUCCUACUGCUAUGAAAAAGGCUAUGGGAAGUCUUUAAAAUGUUAGCAUUAAAAAUUAAAUAGAAAUGUAUCCAUAUAAUUAGCAGACAGAAGGGGCAGAUCCUUUGUUGAGAGAAACUGGCAUUGCUU